UUGAAAUACAACCAGGGAAACCCGUUGAAUACUGACGGCACCAGUCACUUGUCGUCCAUCUUGGGAAAUCCUCGGGAUUUGUGAACUCACGUGUGCUGGGUGUUGUCUUUGAAAAAAGUUCGACAAGAUGUCCGUACCUCCAUGCUAUGCAGACCUAGGCAAAUCUGCUAGAGAUCUUUUUAGCAAAGGAUUUGGUUAUGGCUUUGUAAAGCUUGAAUGCAAGACAAAGACGAGCAGUGGAGUGGAGUUCACAACAAGUGGCAACUCAAGCAAUGACACCUCUAAAGUAGAUGGUAGUUUGGAAACCAAAUAUAGUUGGAAAGAAUACGGGCUCACAUUCAAAGAGAAAUGGAACACAGACAAUACUCUGGGUACUGAGGUCACUAUUGAAGAUCAGCUUGCAACUGGUCUUAAACUGACAUUUGACACUUCAUUCUCACCACAGACUGGUAAGAAGAGUGGCAAAAUCAAGUCUGCCUACAAGAGAGAUUAUAUGCAUAUUAACACCGAUGUUGACUUUGAUUUCGCUGGCCCAACUGUUCAUGGUGCUGCUGUCUUAGGAUAUGAAGGCUGGCUAGCUGGUUACCAGAUGUCAUUUGACAGUUCUAAAUCUCAACUAACAAGAAGCAAUUUUGCCCUCGGGUACAAGACUGGUGACUUCCAACUACAUACCAAUGUCAAUGAUGGCUCAGAUUUUGGUGGUUCAAUUUACCAGAAAGUGAAUGAUAGUCUUGAAACUGGUGUGACAUUAGCUUGGACUGCUGGCAGCAACAACACACGCUUUGGUCUUGCUGCCAAAUACAUAUUAGAUGAUGAUACAUCCAUGAAAGCUAAAGUCAAUAACUCCAGUCAAAUUGGUCUGGGCAUAACACACCAACUUAGAUCAGGAAUCAAACUCACAUUAAGUGGUCUGAUAGAUGGUAAGAACAUCAAUGCUGGUGGACACAAGCUUGGUCUUGGUCUAGAUCUUGAAGCCUAAGCUAUAUAUAUAUCGCAUGAUGUUAUUGUUUUGAUUAAACACAGGUGCUACGUACUAUUGUUGUGAACAUACCUGACACCUGUGUGGCUGUGUUUAGUAAUGUGAUGACAGUGCUGUAAUUUAAUGCUGUGGGCCAAAUUAUUAAAAUGGUAGCAUAUUUCUUUUUGAGAUAAUAAAUGUAGAAAAAGCGGAUGUUGGCUGCACUUUGGUUAACUUCUUCUCUAAUCACUUGCAUGGGCACAACAAAACUCUGCUACAUACAAAACUACAAAUGCCCAUGACUAAAUUUGCAGAAACGCAGCAGAACAAGCUGGUUGCUUCAUUUGUGCUUUCAGCUUUAUUUUAUUGCUUUAGCAAAGGCCUGGUAGAAAUAACUCUUGUUUGCAUGUUAUCAGUUUCACUUAGGUGGCUGCAGAAACACUUGAGUUUAAAUUCUGUACAUAUUUCAUGAUCCAAGGAAUAUUGAAGACUAGUUUCUUCAAUUAUCCCACCAAUUUAAGUAAGCCCAAUCUUCAUCACUAGUCUGCACUUCCAUUAAGUAAGUUCCAAUAUACAGGAUCAUUUUUGACAUCUUCCAGUCUGCCAUAUGGCGUUACAUGUUUGUUUUAGCAUCUGCUUUUCUAAAGAUUUAGUUUGUGCAUGCCCUUUUUGUAGCCACCUUCAUUUCGUAAAGCAACAUCUGCUUUGCUGUGUCCUGUGCCCAGUUCCCCCCCCCUAGUUUUUUGUGAAUAAUUCAGUCUAUUUAUAUAGAGACAAGUGAUUUGAAAAUGCUUCUUGUUGCAACUUGCUGUAGAAAUGUUACUUUUGUUUUUCAAAUACAAUGGAUUAAACGACUAAUGUCAUCCCUCAAAAAAAA
Saccoglossus kowalevskii is the source of this 1835-nucleotide messenger RNA. RefSeq names its product non-selective voltage-gated ion channel VDAC2-like. Gene Ontology annotation, molecular function: voltage-gated monoatomic anion channel activity. Gene Ontology annotation, biological process: monoatomic anion transmembrane transport. Gene Ontology annotation, cellular component: mitochondrial outer membrane. The record is from RefSeq and is a predicted model, not a curated record. Lineage: Eukaryota; Metazoa; Hemichordata; Enteropneusta; Harrimaniidae.